Messenger RNA from Babesia ovata, 5829 nucleotides. Its product is annotated as GTP binding 7 isoform 2 family protein. Gene Ontology annotation, cellular component: mitochondrion. Bases 1 to 5829 code for a protein of 1942 amino acids. The transcript is spliced from 6 exons. NCBI's taxonomy places the organism in Eukaryota, Apicomplexa, Aconoidasida, Piroplasmida, Babesiidae. The record is from RefSeq and is a predicted model, not a curated record. Gene Ontology annotation, molecular function: GTPase activity; GTP binding.
AUGGACAUAGUUAAGAGAUACCGUCAGCGUGUAGGACGGCCUUCAGGUCCUUCCUUGGAUGACUUCAUCUACAGGCGGCCUCCGCCGACCUACGACCACAGUGCCGCUGUCUUCUACAAUCCGACGUCAUCUAGCGCAUCUUCGGCGACUAGUUCUAGCGCUCCAUUCACACCGCGGGAGAAGUUCACCUUCGACCGCAGCAUCACGUGGUUCCCUGCCCACAUGGCGUCUGCCAAGCUUAACAUUGGGAAGAAGCGCCGUGCAGUUGACUGCAUCCUGGAGGUGCGCGAUGCGCGUGCCCCGCUCACAGCGUCCAACUGUACUAUUAUUGAGGAGUACCCAGAGCAUGUGCCCCGACUGGUGGUGCUGAACAAGAGUGACCUCGUCCCGCCGAAUGAUAUGCAGCGCGCUGUACAGCUGCUGGAGAACACUGGGAAGAAGGUGGUGCUCUACAGCGCCCUGGGUCUUCGUAAAAUAACGAAGAUCACGAACUUCGUGCGGGAGCAUGUUGCACCACAAUUCAAGACACUGGGUGUCUGGAUGAUGGUGGUGGGACUGCCUAACGUCGGGAAAUCCUCGAUCAUCAACGCUCUGAAGCGAUAUUCCUUCACGCAACGGUGGCACUCCAAGUAUGGCAUGCAGCAGCCAACAUCGCUUACCACUGCGAAGGCCAAAUCCGCCGGUGUUGCUGGAAGCACCCGCUCUUUGAGUGCGUUUUUUGUUUCGGAAAAGCCGAAGUUGUACUGCUUCGACACCCCCGGGGUCAUGCUGCCAAAGAUGCAAUGCCCCGAAAUCAACCUCAAGUUGGCGGCGAUAGGGUGCGUUGACGACCACAGCGCGGGGGUGGAUUACAUCGCGGACUAUAUCUUGUACACUCUCAACCGCAAGAAAAUGUUCGAUUACGUUGAAGUGCUAGGGCUCCCGGGUCCUACCGAUGACGUUAAAGAGGUUAUGGAACAUAUAUCUAGGAUUGCGGAGCGGAAGUACAGUACCAUCGAGCCCGCCAACUGCUAUCGCAUUUUUAUCAACCAGUUCAGGCGGGGUAGCUUCGGGCUGAUUUGCCUAGAUGACCUUAAUGAUAUCAUGAGGCGCGGAGACCUUUCGGAUUUCGAGCUCAGGUCGUCGGGAAUCCACCAUACAGAGCUUUCGAGGCCUCCAGAAUGGCCGGAUGGGAGCGUGAAGAAUUCCAGUUUAUCGCAUGGAUCAAGGAAAUGGAGCUGCAGUGCCUCAACGCGUAGAGCACAUGGCAAGGCUGCAGAGUCACAAAAGCAGUAUGUUGAGGAUGACAUCGUAUACACGGAAUUCGCGCCGCUGCAUUCUUCCGCAUCCGGACCGUCACAGUACGAUCUGGCGCUGCAGGAUGCGGCUAAGUAUUUCGAAGAGGUGGAUUGCUCAGGAGGGCGGGACUCUUCGCCCCGAUCGAGAGUGGGCGCCACUACAAUCCCCUACGAUGAAAUGCAGUUGGCUUUCUUUCAAGGCGACGAAGUAGUAGAUGAGGUACUAAGUAAUACUCAGGAGGUGCUCAAUAUCGCAUGUGAUCAUGUUGUACAGUUCCACAACUCACGGGUAUAUACCGGCAGUGGUGAGGAGUCCAACCGGAACUCCGCGGCUGCAUUGCGUUCAGUACGGUGUUUGGUUUACUGGAUUGGGGGGCGUAUCCUGAAUUGCGCCAAGCAGGCCAUGGAUCGUUUAGACCGCAAUUCCAACGCAUCCGCUAGUGAAACUGAGCAUAUUCGUCGCAUUAUUGAGAAGCGCAUUAGGAGAUUUGCACAUGAAACUGUGCAUCACUGGGAAUCUGCAAUAGGGCUAAAAGAGGUUGACUUAGGCGUCCCGACGCUUCCAAAUAUCAGGCAGAGUCGAUCCCCCGAGGAGCACGUUGCCAGGCUGUGGAACUACCUUAAUGUUGCUGCCUUUGGCGGCGUGCUACCUGAGUUCGUUGACAUCAACUUCAGCUGGUACGAUCUAGUCAACAGCGAUGGGAGCGUAAUUCCGUCAGAGAAUGGGGAGCUGUUCCGUUACACGCAGAAAGACAACAUUGCCUUCCCAGGCAUCGCUUACCCUAGAGAACUCGCCGAUCGUGAAGCUGCCCUAGGGAACUGCAUUUUCAGAUCGAUGAUGAAGCUGCAUUGCGAUAUAUAUGGUACCAAAUUGGGAGGUGACAACUAUGCGACGGUUGCUUUGUCAGCAUGCCAGUUUGUCGAGUCGGAGGCAGCCCGGGCCGCCCGCCUCGGCUUUAGUUGCGUGCAGUCCGAUGUUGUAGCUUCCGAUGCAAAUUUGAGGCAUUUGCUGCCCCAUCUGAAUUCAUAUGACCCGCUCCGCAACACUGAUGCUGAGGUCAACGACUCGGAUGAGCUAUACGUCGGCAUCGACCGUCUGCCGUUCAUCACCAACAGACUUAAAUUUGCUCAUCUGAAGGAGGUUGUUAAGGAUCUUGAAACAUCGCUGGAUAUAUUUGACCGAUCUUUUAGACCUCGUGGCCAGGUUCCACGGGAUAUGGUGACCGAUGAAGUGAAACGUAUUGCCACAGACAUCGCACUAUCGAAGGGAGUGAGUGGAGCUACGGGCGUUGUUUCACCGCCGGACGGUGAUAAAUCUCUGUCGAAUGCAGUUGAAGGGUCCGAAAAUGGAACAUCAGACGAGAAGGGUGAAGAUGCUAGCGGAGGAACGCGACCAACCGACGAAUGGGCUGAUGAUCUAGACGCCAUCUGGAGUCGUGAUCAAGAGGGCAACCUGAUAUUACCGAUUGAGGAGUUGCAGCGCAGCCUGAUAUUUGGAGAUUUAGAAAAAUUCGGCAACCUGCUCUCGCUUGGGAUGAACGAUCUCGUGAAGUUGAAACCCGUUCAGCUCAACAGUAUCCAGAACAAGAUCGUCGCAAUUUGCCUCGAUGCGCUGAACUACAUACGCUCAGUGGACACUUAUGCAAUUAACUAUUCGCUGGCACCUGAGGAUUUGGCCAGGGAAAAGCCAACUGGGCUCGUCCACCAGGCUAAUAUGGGAGUGAUCCAGUGCAUCCUGUUCCUGUAUAAGUUGGUUGGGCGAUGCCUGACCCAUAGCGGUCUGUUCCCGUUGGAUAACGCCUUUUUGAGAACCAGACCGUUGGAGCUGCUGGUGCGUGAGGCUAACCCUCCAUCAGCUGGAGGGGCGCAACGUGUGGCGGCAGACCCAGCUAAAUUUGGUGAGGAGACAUUGCAUCAGGAACAAAAGAUGAAGCCUGUGCCGUUCCCUCAAGAAUAUAUUAAUGAGGCGGUGGCUGCAGACGAUCCGGCGGCGUUGAAGUUCCUGGUCAACUAUUACAAUUUCAACCUUUUCGGAGGCAGGCUUCCCAUUGACCUUGAGGUUGUAUUCGAGCACACAGCAGUGGACGAUUACCUGUCGUCCCAUGAUGAUAGCGCUGACAUUUUGAAAGCUCCCCGGAUACUUCUCAACCCAUUAGCUAGAAGCAGCAAGCCCCUGGUCGCACGUCUAAUUUUGGAGGAAUGCUACCACCUAUUCCUGAGGUUUGCCUACAGAUACAGCUCCGGUUUCGAAGGACGCUCGGACGUCCUUUUGACUGAGGUGAUGGCGUCUGAUCUGGCGCAUCGUACCAGGCGGCAUAUUGCCAACUGCAUCGAGGGGUCGGGAGAUUGGCCUUUCUUCUUCGACGACAUGCAUUACAUGGCUGUUCAGGAGCAUCCUGAGCUCGAGGAAAUCGGUAACACCAAGCUUACAUUGCGGGACAGAACGCUAAAUGACGUUUUUAAGGACCUUUUGAACACUCAAGAGGACGUCAUUCGCACUCUGGAGCUGCUGGUCAAGCGCCCUAUGAUGACCGAUAUGUGGGAGCGCCAGGUGCUGCCCAUACGCCAUUUCGUUAACGCUCUCCAUGGCGGCAAUUACGAUCUCAUCUACACCAUCUUGGUCAACCCCAGUUCGGUAGCCGCCAUUUCGCCACUACCCAUCGGGACUAUCAAUGCGAUCGAGAACAAGUUCAAGGAUGCAUGUCAUAUCGCCCACUCGCUGGAUAACCGCAGGGGCCAAAUUAUGGGCGAGUCGGAACAGCACAUAGAGGCUUUAACAAAUUUGGAAUCCUUGAAGAUCGUAGAGUGCGCGUUUGACGAGCUCCGCGAGCACGCCACCAAGCACAGCCUCAUCGUGGCAUCUGACCUCACUCAAGGCAUAACUGCGGCGACCAACAACCUUGCCCGGUGCCAGCCCGAAGAGGUUGACCACACGAAAAGCGAUGUGGAUUGUACGGUUAUCAACCUGAACAGUGCGGGUUUCCCCGAGGUUGUGAGCCGCGUGUCGAACGAUGAUAAGGUAGUCAACAAGUACAUCCAACCGUCUAAUGUGGAUGCUACCACAUCGAGUGAAGAUGGCAAAGGAAGCUCGACGCCUUCUAGCAAUGGUGGUGUAAUGCAUCCGGAUACGAAAGUUGACGGAGAAGCGGCGGCAAAGCGUUACCACUUGAAUGAUGAAGAAAAGGUUGCAUUUGCUGAAGCAGCCUACAGAUCGUACAACCGCAGGUUGUUCAACGACGUUUUACCGGCGGAUAUGCGGAUCCAGUUUGCCGACAUAGAAGAACUGUCGGCAUUGGAAGACAGCGCCCAUCGCAUCGAACCGCCCACCAUCAAGUUGAACAACAUGCUGGAUGAUGCCAGACUUAUCUUCCUGCAAUUAAUUACGCAGAUGGUCAACAUUGGGUUCACUUGCUCCACACACAACAUUGAGAUGGACUGUCUGCGAUACUUCGGAGCAUCAUAUCGCAGUGCUUUCAAGCAGCUGCAUGUUAAUCAGCAGCAGCUGAUAAGAAGCCGGCUGCUUCCAAUAAGCAGAGAGGCUCGAUUGAAAGCGAAAGAAAAGUCGAAAGAUGGCGUCAAUAAGAAGUAUCUGAAAUCGUUGAAGGAGGCAGCUCUGCUCGACUCAGAUGGCGGGAAAACGAAUUCGUUGCUUGACAUGGAGAUAGACGAAUUCGUGGAUGAAGUUCUCGACGGCCGUGAGAAGGUGCAGCGGUUGAAUCAUGAGGCGACUCUUUGCAACCCGUUUGAGGAGUACCAGGCGCUGAAGUCGUUCGCUCGGCACUUCAUUAACUGGAAGCAGACGAAAACGAGCUUCGAAGAAGCCGCGGCGCUGGAUGUCAAUGCCUCUAAACCUGUCAUGGAUGGGGGUGAAAGUGUGCUGCCUAUCGUUAACAACCACGUCAUUCGUAACAUCUGGGCGCGGUUCAAGUUCGAGCACCUGGAAAAGGUUUUGAAGAAAUCAGGUAUAGAGAUGCCGCUAUCGGCGCCUCUAGAUCUCAACUGGCAGCAGCUGUUGAAUGAAGAGCAGCAGUUCAAGAUGAUGAAGUAUCUCAGUUUGUCAGCGGAAAACGGCGAUACCGUUUUUACGAUGCUCGUCCGCAGCGGUGCCUGUAGUCCAACUGAGGCGUACGCUUUCUUGAUCAAGCUGGCAGAUCCGCACUUGAAACUGGAGCCUUAUCCGACCGUGGACUCAAGUGAUAUGGCGGGAACUUCCAGAACCCCCGGGGCAGCCGCUGGUGUUGGGGAAAACGCCGCAGCCGAUUCUCUGGGGGAUGAUGAAUCGGAAGAAGUAGACCCGUUUGAUAACGAGCAUUUCUCCGGAGAGUUGCAGGCGCUAAUGCGCACCAUGGACCUUCCGACGGCGGAGACCAUCAACCUCCUGGUCGACAAGUUGGUCCACCGUAACUACGCCGACGCGAUGGGCAUCCUAAGCACGCACCCCAAACGCUCAUACCUCAAGGAGAUGGCGAUCAAGUUCCUCGAUGUGAUACGCAACAAUGGGGUACUCGAUGAACGGCAUCACAUCGAGAUCCUUGAGUUCUUGCGCAACUGA